GUCAUUUUCGAGUGUGAAGAAGAUCUCACAUGGAAAAUUUACCCAACCAAAACUUUCAAGACGUUACAAGAGUCUUUGAAGACGCUGACAGAGUAACUAUCUACUAUCUAUCAUGAUUGAAGUGUGUGACAGGACACUCUGGGAGUUCAAAGAGGGGAUAGAAGAAAGGAACGCGAGAGACCCCGAUCGCAGACUCAACAUGGUUGAACAACUGUUUUACUGGAUCAGGAACUCUCACACAAGGACAUUGUCACCUUCAUGAUUGAUCUCCUACCUGGCGGAUCGGAGACAACAACCAGUACUCUUAUAGUGCUCUUAUAUCUCCUGGCCAAAUACCCACAAGUUCAAGCCAAAGUCCAAGAGGAGGUUGAUCGUGUGCUUGGAAGGGACUCUAGCCCAAUCACUGCGAAGCAAGUCAAUCAGUUGUCUUAUAUCAGAGCAACAAUGAAAGAAAGCUUUAGACUGUUACCACCUGUUGAUAGUAACUAA
Molecule: messenger RNA, 489 nt
Organism: Penaeus monodon (black tiger shrimp)
Lineage: Eukaryota; Metazoa; Arthropoda; Malacostraca; Decapoda; Penaeidae
Product: probable cytochrome P450 4d14
Exons: 4
Coding region: 259-489 (76 amino acids)
Molecular function (GO): monooxygenase activity; heme binding; iron ion binding
Source: RefSeq, a predicted model, not a curated record